AUGGAUCAAACAAAUGGUCAGCAAAUGAAUUCUCCGUUCGAUAAUUCUGGCAACACUAAUAACAGUACUAAUAAUACUAACAAUAAUACUAAUAAUAAUGGGAACAAUGAUGGUAGUGACAAUGGCUAUCAUUUAUGGAACCAAGAUUAUCUAAGUCCAGGUCACCCUCAAGUAUCUCUAGACUCACAAAUGAAUUUACAAAAUAAUCAUAUCCAACAACAGAAAAAUGAAAAACAGCAUACUCCAACUUUCAUAUUCACUAAUCCCUGGGAUAAUAAUGAAAAGAUCCCACAACAAAAUUUACAGUACUCCCAGAAUUAUGAAACUUAUGGUAUGUCAAAUGAAGACUUUGAAGCAUUUAAAAGAAGAAAGUCAAGUUUGGUAAUACCUCCCGCUAGAGCGCCUGCUCCAAAUCCAUUCCAUUAUGAUAAGUAUCCCCUUUACAGCAACAUUAAUAAUAAUAAUAUCAAUAAUAGCCAUAGACCCUCCCUGGGCUCUUCUUCAUCAUCUUUGGCACCAAUGAAUCUUCAAAUGUCUAAUCCUUCAUUAUAUCAACAGCAGGCACAACAAGCUCAAGAUUUAUUUGAAAAACAGCAAGCUCAACAACAACUAUUAUCCUCCAGAUUUCUUCCUUCCUUUUAUAACGCUCAUAAUCAAGAUGCUCAAAGAAGACAAAGUCUGGCGGCACCGUAUUAUUCACAAACUUAUCAAAGUAAUCCAUCUGUCGCAGGUUCAAAAGCUAAUUCCAUAACCCCAAGUAAUGCUAUACCAGGUAGCAACUCUACUAACAAUUACUCCACUAAUGCACCAAAUAUGACCUCUUUACCAGCAAUUCUUCCAUACAGAAGAUUAAGUGCGUACCCUUCCAGUACUGCUCAUUUAUUGCAUCCAUCAAAUCUUCGGAUGGCAGCCACAGAUGCUGAUUUGUUACAGCAACACCUGUAUCCUCGCCCUCAAUCUCAAUAUACUGUACCAUCUUUACAAAAAUGCAGCUCUAAAAGUGAUUUACAACCUAUCGUGAAUCCAACUCCAAAAUUUAGAAGAGCUUCACUACAUUCAAAGACAAUAUCUCCACUUGUAGGUUUAACAAAAAAUUUAAUAACAACUUAUCAAUUAUGUUCAUCAGAUUUCACUUAUAAGACUUCAAAAAAUCCAAAGAGGGUCCUAACAAAACCAAAUGAGGCAAAAUUGAAUAAUGGUUAUGAUAAUGUCAAUAGUGAUUAUAUCCUAUACGUUAACGACGUACUUGGUACUGAGCAAAGUAGAAAAUAUCUCGUAUUGGAUAUCUUAGGACAGGGUACAUUUGGUCAAGUGGUCAAGUGUCAAAAUUUACUUAAUAAGGAAAUAAUAGCAGUCAAAGUUAUAAAAUCGAAAUCGGAAUAUUUAAAUCAAUCAAUAACUGAGGCUAAAAUAUUGGAAUUGAUCAAUACCAAGAUCGAUCCAAAUAAUGUUCAUCACUUCUUAAGAAUGCAGGAUUCAUUCAUUCACAGAAAUCAUUUAUGUCUAGUUUUUGAACUUUUGAGUAAUAAUUUAUACGAACUGUUAAGACAAAAUCAAUACCAUGGUUUAUCAAUCCAGCUAAUUAAAAUCUUCACGAAGCAAUUAUUAGAUUCACUUUGUAUAUUGAAGGAUAAUAAAUUGAUUCAUUGUGAUUUAAAACCAGAAAAUAUUUUACUUUGUUCACCUGAUAAGCCUGAUAUAAAAAUUAUCGAUUUUGGUUCAUCCUGUGAGGAGACAAGAACCGUAUACACUUAUAUUCAGUCUAGAUUCUAUCGAGCCCCAGAAAUUAUAUUAGGUAUCCCAUAUUCAACGAGUAUUGAUAUGUGGUCGUUGGGUUGUAUCGUAGCUGAGUUGUUUCUCGGUAUACCGAUCUUCCCUGGGUCAUCAGAAUUUAAUCAGUUAACAAGAAUUAUCACGACUUUAGGAUAUCCUCCAAAUUGGAUGCUUGAAAUGGGUAAGAAUACUUCAAAAUUUAUGAAAAAAUCAGAGGAGUGUGAUCAAUCCAUGAAAUAUAAACUAAAAACUAUUGAUGAAUUUAAUUGCGAUUUUGAAAAAGCUAAUGAACAACCAGGUAAAAAAUAUUUCAAAUGGGACAAGUUGAACGAUAUAAUUAGAAAUUAUAGGAUCCCAAAAACCAUACAAAACUCCAAUGAUUUGGUCCAGCAAGAAAUGAACCACAGAGAAUGCCUAAUUCACUUCCUUUCGGGAAUUUUAAAUUUGAAUCCUUUAGAAAGAUGGACUCCACAGCAAGCUUCUUUGCAUCCAUUCAUUACGAAUCAACCAUUUACUGGUGAAUGGUACCCACCGGGUUCAUUUAAUAGAAAUUUAGAUGAUAGGACGUCACAAUUCAACAAUUUGAAGAUAGAAGAGCAAUGA
This is a messenger RNA of Kazachstania africana CBS 2517, 2376 nucleotides long. RefSeq names its product serine/threonine protein kinase YAK1 (gene YAK1). Gene Ontology annotation, molecular function: protein serine/threonine kinase activity; ATP binding; protein tyrosine kinase activity. Gene Ontology annotation, biological process: peptidyl-threonine phosphorylation; peptidyl-serine phosphorylation. Lineage: Eukaryota; Fungi; Ascomycota; Saccharomycetes; Saccharomycetales; Saccharomycetaceae. Gene Ontology annotation, cellular component: cytoplasm; nucleus. The transcript has a single exon. The coding region runs from base 1 to 2376 and encodes 791 amino acids. The record is from RefSeq and is a predicted model, not a curated record.